AUGACAAGUCAAAUGAUCGAUGCUCACAAUCAAAUUCGCCACUCAUCGCACCUUCCACAUCUAUAUUUUAGCCGACGAUUGCAACAGGCUGCCCAAACACAUUGCAAUCGAAUGGCCAAGCUUAACCAACUGUCACAUGAGGAAAAUCUUUCGGGUCGAAAGACCGUAGGCAAUCGUGCUCAUCAAGCGGGCUAUCAUUAUUCAGCUGUUGGUGAAAACAUUGCGUCUGGACAAACGACAAAAUUUGGAUUUGCAUUUUCAAGAACUGAUCAUAUAGCAAAUUUAAUUUUCAUGCAAUCAUGUUCAAUCUAUAUUGGUACUUGUCGACACUGUAAGUGCAUUUAUGGACCAUCAUCAAUUCUUGAUCAACAUACUAAUCAGAUAAUUAUUACUCAUCAAUUAAUUCAAAGCGUCGAUUAUGUUUAUUUUUCUGGUGAUCUUGUUUAUUUACGACAAUUGUUGACAAUUUUCAGCAAUAGUUUUAUCCAUGCUCACACAACAUUUGAAGAUUUUGCUGAAAGUUACAUAUCAACCCUUAGUGAUCUACAUCCAUAUCAAGUACCAAUGUAUUCACCAAAUACAUUUGCAAAACAUUUAGAAAUUGUUUGGCUAUAUUAUGAACUCAGUCGAUUUAUUUUUAUUACUACUUGUGAAACAUCAGUCAGCUUUCCAAAAUCCUUUCAACCAGAAACAAGAUCAAUAUUUAUUGAAAAGAACUUACCUGUUUUAUUUCGCAUCUUUACUGUAUUUUGGUCAAACCAUCAUAUUAUUAAUGGGAUUAAAUGUAAAGAAGAAUUAUGCUCAUGGGUUAUGCUGAUUGAUGGUCGUCAAAAAUGCACACGUAUUAUAUGUCAAUUUGACAAUGUAACCAACAUGAGUCAUCCAGAGAUGGGACCUGUUGUUCAAGGUUGUCCAUAUGCACCAAGAAGAACAAAAAAAGAUGAAAAAAGAAAAGAUCAAUUGGGUUUUUAUUGUUCUCAUCAUGCAAAAUAUAUUGAGAAAAUGAAAAAUGGUGAACAAUCUUAUACAAAUGAAUAUAAAGAAGCAAAUAAAAUUGAUCAACAAAUAAUAGCUGAUUUAGAUAAUGAAGAUAUGUGCAAUACAAAUGAUUUUGGAGUUGGACAUCGAUUUUUUGCUCAAAAAAUUGAACCACAUUUUAUUAGUUCUUGUAUUUUUGAAAGUGUAUAUUUUGAUCUCAAUGAAAAAUGUGAAAUUACGAAAGAAAAAGAAUGUAAAGUAGAAUCUCUUGAACGCAAUUAUGAAGAACACGAACGUGAUGAUGAAGAAAUGAUUGAAUGA
Molecule: messenger RNA, 1299 nt
Organism: Rotaria sordida
Lineage: Eukaryota; Metazoa; Rotifera; Eurotatoria; Philodinida; Philodinidae
Source: the annotation of a GenBank genome assembly